AUGUCUCCGCUUCGUGUGCUCGUUACUGGAGCCGCAGGCCAGAUCGGCUACUCUCUCGUUCUUCAGAUUGCCAAGGGAGAUGUGUUCGGAAAGGACACUCCUAUCGUUCUUGUGAUGCUCGACAUACCUCCGAUGGCAACUGUCCUUGAAGGAGUACAGUUCGAACUGCAGGAUUGCGCUUUACCUACUCUUCACGGUGUGGAAUGUGUCACGACAGAGAAGGAAGCCUUCACGGACAUCGACUACGCAUUCCUUGUUGGAGCCAUGCCUCGUAAAGAAGGUAUGGAACGUAAGGAUCUACUCGCAGCUAACGUGAAAAUCUUCAAAUCACAAGGCAGAGCCCUAGCUGAGUACGCGAAGUCUACAACCAAGGUGCUCGUUGUCGGAAAUCCUGCCAAUACAAACGCUUUCAUCUGUGCUAAGUAUGCAGCGCCGAAAAUCCCUACUCGCAACUUUUCCGCUAUGACUCGAUUAGACCAUAAUCGUGCUAUCGCCCAGCUGGCGAUGAAGGCUGGUGUUGGAAUUGGCGAUGUGAAAAAUGUGAUUAUUUGGGGAAAUCACUCGAGCACUCAGUUCCCUGACGUGAAGCAUGCCGUUGUCACUAAAGGUGGGAACAGUGUUGAUGCCUAUACUGCUUGUAACGACACAGCCUUUCUGCAAGGUCCAUUCAUUUCAACGAUUCAAAAGCGAGGAGCUGUGAUCAUCCAGAAGCGUAAACUGUCGUCUGCGAUGUCUGCGGCAAAAGCCGCUUGCGACCAUAUCCAUGACUGGCACUUUGGUACUAAGCCGGGUUCGUGGGUAUCGAUGGCUGUUCCCUCAGACGGAUCGUAUGGUAUUCCAGCUGGGUUGGUGUUCUCCUUCCCAGUUACAAUCGAUGGGGCAACAAAAGAAUGGAAGAUCGUUCAAGGCCUUUCCUUUGACGAUUUCGCUAAAGAAAAAAUUGCUGCCACUCAAAAGGAACUCGAGGAGGAACGUGAUGACGCUCUCAAAGCCUGCAACGAAGCCAACUUGUGA
Messenger RNA from Angiostrongylus costaricensis, 1014 nucleotides. The record is from the annotation of a GenBank genome assembly. Lineage: Eukaryota; Metazoa; Nematoda; Chromadorea; Rhabditida; Metastrongylidae.